ACACCUUCAGUUGGAAAAAGAAGACCGGGUUGAAGUCGAGUGGCCACUGUUUGACAUUUGUAAGCAACAAUGAAAGUUUUUCUUGUGCUCUCUGUCUGCUUGGCGGUUGCCCUUACCGCUGACGAGAAAAAAGACGCCGAAAGACCGAAAACCUUCAAGAGGCUUAUUCCAGCUGACGUCCUUCGAGACUUCCCGGGUAUGUGCUUCGCUAGUACAAGAUGCGCGACUGUAGAACCUGGCAAAACCUGGGAGCUGCAUCCCUUCUGUGGUCGCUCUACUUGCGUGGUGUCCGAAGAUAAACCACCAAGGCUUCUUGAAUUGGUCGAAGACUGUGGACCACUCCCACUCGCCAAUCCCAAAUGCAAACUCGACGAAGAUAAAACCAACAAAACUGCCCCAUUCCCUGGAUGUUGUCCAAUCUUCAAAUGCGAAGAAGGAGCGAAAUUAGAAUACCCUGAAAUUCCAACCGUAGCUCCAGUUCCUGCCGACGCGAGUUCGACAACACCUAAAGCCUAAAUUUUAAAUUCUUUUUAUCUGUUUCUUCUUAGUUGUCUUUCUUACUUUACUUUUCUUUGUUUUCUAAAAGAACAACUUGUCUCCUUCUUUCCUGAUAACGAUGAAAACUUAGUCAUAGUGAGACAAAUUAGAUGUCUUUUAUAUGUGAUACAUUUUUAAGUUUUUUAGAUGAGUUUUCCGGUUCAUAGUCAUAUUGACAUUUUUACUGUUCUAAACUUUUCUAUGAAUUUGUAGUGAUGAUUCGGAAAUAAAAUUUAUUUAUUGACGUA
Messenger RNA from Zophobas morio, 785 nucleotides. RefSeq lists its product as uncharacterized. The record is from RefSeq and is a predicted model, not a curated record. The coding region runs from base 70 to 516 and encodes 148 amino acids. The transcript has 3 exons. Lineage: Eukaryota; Metazoa; Arthropoda; Insecta; Coleoptera; Tenebrionidae.